Nicotiana tabacum (common tobacco) is the source of this 2110-nucleotide messenger RNA. RefSeq names its product patellin-3-like. Gene Ontology annotation, molecular function: lipid binding. NCBI's taxonomy places the organism in Eukaryota, Viridiplantae, Streptophyta, Magnoliopsida, Solanales, Solanaceae. The record is from RefSeq and is a predicted model, not a curated record.
UCAGUUCUAUACGUACAUAUAUACCCUUACCCAUUACCACCAUUUUCACCAUUACCAAGCAUUUCUUCCUCCACGAUUUCAACCCCACUUCUCAAAAUCCAAUCUUUAAGCCCUUUUCAUUUCUGGGUAUCUGAAAUUUAAUCAAAUGGCUGAAGAAACCAAGAAAAUGGCCGAAGAGACGACGCCAGAAGUAGUGGUUUCUGAUGUUACAGUGAUGGAAACACCUCAACCUGAACCGGAAAAAUUGCGGGAGUCACCGGAGAAACCUGCUGCUCCGGUCACCGGAGAAUCCAAGGUUGAGGGUGAUAAGGAUGAGAAGGACCUUGUCGCUGAAUCCACUUCCUUUAAGGAAGAAAGUAACAAGGUUGAAGAACUCCCUAAUCCUGAACAAAAAGCACUGGCUGAAUUCAAACAGUUGAUUCAAGAAGCCCUUAACACACACGAAUUCACUUCCCCUCCGCCUCCGCCGUCACCUCUGGCAGCCAAGGAGAAGGAGGAGGAGAAGAACGCAGCCCCUGCUGAGGCACCGGAGGCAGAGCCGUUUACAGAGGUAACCUCUGAGCCGGUGGCAGAGGCAGCACCGAAGACGGUGGAAGUUGAAUUGGUGAAAAAGGAGGAGAAAGUGACUCCACCGGAAACGAAAGUAACUCCUGUAACGGCGCCGGAGACACCAUCGGAGCCGGAGAAGGUGGAGGCAGCUGAAGAAAUCAAGGAAACAAUUGUCGAAGUACCCGCGGCUGUUGCUGUGGCGGCGGCCGAGGAAGAGCCACCAGCAACGGACGAAGCAGAGGAGCCAAAAACAGAGUGUACACCACCACCACCAGAAGAAGUAUCCAUAUGGGGAAUAUCCCUUUUAGCUGACGAGAGAAGUGACGUCAUCCUUCUCAAAUUUCUAAGAGCAAGAGAUUUCAAGGUGAAAGAAGCUUUUACCAUGCUGAAAAGUGUUGUUACAUGGAGAAAAGAAUUCAAAAUUGAUGAACUCUUGGAUGAGAAAGAAUUAGGUCAAGGACUUGAGAAAGUUGUGUACAAUCAUGGUUUGGACAAAGAAGGUCACCCUGUUUGUUACAAUGCAUUUGGUGAGUUCCAAAACAAGGAAUUGUAUCAAAACACUUUUGCUGAUAAGGAGAAGUUAACCAAAUUCCUCAGAUGGAGAAUUCAGUUCAUGGAAAAGUCAAUCAGGAAUCUUGAUUUUAGCCCUGAUGGUAUCUGCACUUUUGUUCAAGUCAUUGAUCUUAAGAAUUCUCCUGGUCUCUUCUUUUUCAAGAAAGAGCUUCGCCAGGCUACCAAUCGUGCCCUUCAAUUGCUUCAGGAUAAUUACCCUGAAUUUGUUGCCAAGCAGGUGUUCAUCAAUGUUCCAUGGUGGUACCCAGCUUACUACAGGAUGAUAAAUGCAAUUUUCACUACAAGGACAAAGAGCAAGUUUGUAUUUGCUGGUCCUUCAAGAUCUGCUGAGACUCUUUUCAAAUACAUAACCCCUGAGCAAGUACCAGUACAAUAUGGUGGACUUAGCAAGGAAGGUGAACAGGAAUUCACUAUUGCUGAACCUGCCACAGAGGACAUCAUUAAGCCAGCUUCUAAACACACCAUUGAAUUCCCAGUUACUGAGAAGUGCACUUUGGUUUGGGAAGCAAGAGUGACAGGGUGGGAUGUAUCUUAUGGAGCUGAAUUUGUACCAACUGCUGAAGGUGGAUACACAAUCAUUAUAGAGAAAUCAAGAAAAGUUGGGGCAAAUGAAAAAGUGAUAAGCAACACCUACAAGGCAGGAGAACCAGGAAAAGUGGUGAUCACAUUUGACAACCAAAGCUCUAAAAAGAAGAAGCUUGUUUACAGGUCCAAGAACAAGCCCUCAGAUUGAGAACUACAUGUUAUCUUUUUGGUUCUGUGGUUGAUAUUGAAUUUAAUUUUUGAGUUUUGGGAUAUUUAUUAAAUAUUUUGUUGGGGUUUCUUGAAAAUUAUGUUAGUGUUGGAUUGAUUGGAUUUUUAUUUUAUGGGAAAUAUUUCAUGGGAAUGGAAAAGGAUGGAGAGAACAUAUGUGUAAUGUAUUUGGAAUGUGGGACAGAACCUUUUUACUGAUUUAUUGAUACGUUUUCUUCUGAAAUAUUCUUGUAAA